Molecule: messenger RNA, 395 nt
Organism: Anoplophora glabripennis (Asian longhorned beetle)
Lineage: Eukaryota; Metazoa; Arthropoda; Insecta; Coleoptera; Cerambycidae
Product: neuropeptide-like 4
Exons: 2
Coding region: 81-287 (68 amino acids)
Source: RefSeq, a predicted model, not a curated record
UCGCCUUGACAAAUUGGUUUUGUAUAUAAGUCUUUAGGGUCGCUUGGAUCUGUGUCAUUUGAUAUCAAAUCGAAUUCAAUAUGUUCAAGCUCUGCUUUGUCGUUCUCGCCGCCGUUAUGGCUUUGGCUUCUGCCGUCCCUCACCCUGGCCCAGCAGCUGACCCAGCACCAGCACCAGCCCCAGCCCCAGCACCCAAACCACUCGUCUACUCGUACCCAUACUCCGCUGCUGUGGUUGCGCCCUCUGUCUACAGUGCAUACGUACCUUCUGUGCCUGUAUACGUCUGAUCUACUUCAUAAGUCUCUAUUCUUUUUGGUUUAUCAAAACUUUAAAAUCGCUUAUUAAUUAACAUGUAGAUUUAUUUGGGUUGAAUAAAAAUUAUUUUCAUUAUUUAA